Molecule: messenger RNA, 494 nt
Organism: Acaulospora morrowiae
Lineage: Eukaryota; Fungi; Glomeromycota; Glomeromycetes; Diversisporales; Acaulosporaceae
Source: the annotation of a GenBank genome assembly
AUGUCGCUUGAUAAUAUUAUUAAUACUGUUCAAAGUCUCUCUGAAGAGCCUAAUAAAUUAGGUGAGGAUGAGGAAGCCAAUUUAUACGUAUAUCUCACUGACAAGGGUACUAAAUUAGCUGAUGUGGAAAAAUUGCUUAAUCUCUACAAGACAAAUAACGCUAAGCUUGUAUAUUUGAAAGGGCUAUCGAAGAAGUCUGUUUCUGACGCCAGGUCCGUUGCACGAGCAAUAUUGACCCGAACUCUCUUAAAUUUAUACAAACCUGUUCCCAAUACCGAAAAAACGCCAGACCAAUAUGCUGGGUCUGGACUGAUUCGAUUCGAACACGUAAAUGAAGAUAGUCCAAUGGGAUACCUCACUGCACCGUAUAUCUGGCUCUGGAUAUUUGUAGAGAUAUCUCAUGAGCAAGGAAAUCCAAUACUUCGAGAUUGGGAGUUCGCUGAUUAUGGAGAGCAAAAAGCAUUUCUGAAUCCUGUGUUAUCAUUGAAAGCUAA